CAUAAACUGUGACAUAAUUGGAAGGCUCAAAUGAUGCAAACCCAUAUAGGCCAAAUGAAAACUGUUUUCUUACAGUCUUGCUGCUAAACUUUUCCUUUGUUAGCUAAGCAAAUACUAUAGUUCUGUAGUUAACUGAAUACUUUUUUGCCAGGUCCUCCAGACAGAUAUGCUUACAAAACCACUUAGUGCCCUUCUCUUCUAGAAACCUGUGUUGCUUUUCAUCCUUACUAAACAGGUCUUUAAGCGUUCCUACUGCUUUUCCUUGGUGAGAAUGGCAAGGAUUCGGAUUCCUAGCACAGUCGUUAUACUUCUAAUUACAGUUCAGACUGGAUUCUUACUCUUCAUGUAUGCUCGGUACAGUAGCUUUAUGUCUCACUCUGAAGAGAAACCAUCACAAGUCCACAUUCUCAUUCUCUCCUCCUGGCGGUCAGGGUCUUCUUUUGUCGGUCAACUUUUCAGCCAGCACCCCAGCGUCUUCUACCUGAUGGAGCCUGCAUGGCACGUCUGGGUUAAGAUGUACCAGAACAGCGCCAAUGUUUUACACAUGGCAGUGAGAGACCUAGUCAGGUCGGUUUUUCUGUGUGACAUGUCUGUGUUUGAUGCUUACAUGCCUUGGAAAAAGAACUUAUCUGACCUUUUCCAGUGGGCAGUGAGUAGGGCUCUGUGUUCAGUUCCUGCUUGUGACUCCUUUCAGCGUACUGACAUAACCAGUGAAAUGGCCUGCAAGACUCUUUGUGGACGGUACCCAUUCAGCAAAGUGGAGGAAGCCUGUAAAACUUACAGCCAUGUUGUCAUCAAGGAGGUUCGAUUCUUCGACUUGAAGGUCCUCUACCCCCUUCUCACUGAUCCAUCCCUGAAUCUCAAAAUUAUUCACUUGGUCCGUGACCCCCGGGCAGUGGUCAAGUCACGGGAAGAACUGGCCAAGGCAUUAGCCCGCGACAACGGAAUCGUUUUGAACACCAACGGCACUAAAGUGGACGACAGCAAAUACAAAGUAAUGCAAGAGAUCUGUAGAAGUCAUGUUCAGAUUUAUGAAACGGCUACUCUAAAACCACCGAACUUCCUUAAAGAUCGCUAUUUAAUGAUCCGUUUUGAAGAUCUGGUCAGAGACCCCUUAGCAGAAAUCUCAGAGAUGUACAAAUUUGCUGAGCUUAGCUUGAGCCCCACGCUCAAAAACUGGAUCUAUAACAUCACACAUGGAGAGGGACCCGGGAAAAUAAAAGAAGCCUUCAAAAUUACAUCUCGAGAUGCGGUUAGUGUUUCACAGGCCUGGAGAAGUGUUCUUCCCUUCCAGAAAAUUAAGAAAAUUCAGGAAGUUUGCAAAGGUGCUUUAAACAUGCUUGGCUAUCAGAUGGUGGAUUCAGAAAAAGAACAAAGAGAUCUGUCACUGGAUUUAGUGUUGCCUAGGCGACAAAAUCAAUUCAGUUGGUCAUCAUUUAACCCAAAGCAAUGAGACAUUAUUUUUGAGAGGUCUGUUUGGGACAGGGGUAGAUGAUUGAGUAUUUAUCUACUGUGCAGCAUAGAGGUAAUUUGAACAUCCUUGGCUGACGAGUUUAACUGUUGUCCUGUCUAAUGAAUGGAAGGAGGUUGUUUUUUUUCUUCUGAGUUUCUUACGCUGCAAAGAAAAAGCAAUAGGAGAAAUGCCAUGAGAUACUUGUCAGAUAGCAAAUUUACAGCUCAGCUAUGCUGUUCUUGGCAUUGUUUUUAAAAUAUAAUGUAAGUACUUUCUAUUAAAAGGUGAAUUGUCAAAAACGUCUCCAUUUGAUAAUAGUUUGCUCUGGUUUUAUGCUUUAAAUAGUUAAGAAUCUCAGUUCUUAAUUUUUGUAUAAAUGGAACAAAGUAGAACUAAAUUAUUUCACUUUCUUCCAGAAUUGCUUAACUUCCUUCUUUUGCUUUAACAUUGUUGUACAGUUGUGUAUUUUUUUUCAGACUUAUUAAUAUUUAAAAUUUUAACAUAAAAGUCCUGCAGAGUUGUGCAAAAGCUGGAGAACCGUAGUGGUUCCAUUUUAAAAGGCAUAGCCAGAAACUUGUUUUGUUGAUAGGUUUCUGAGUGCUUUCCCCGGAAAGGCAAAAUUUGCAAUCAGAUACUUGAAUGUGAGUGUAAAAAGCAAAAGAUGAAGAAACUUUGAAUGAAAUAACUGGAAACAGCUUGUUAAUUCCACCCCAAUCGUGUGUUCUAGCACAGUAACACAGAAUGGGCAUGCUUUUGCUCCUGCAGCGCGAUUCUUGCUGUUAUCUUUUCUUCAGCACUACAAGUUGUUGUUGGAGAAGAUCACAGAGAAAUUUAAAGUGCCUUGGAAAUCUGCAUAUUGAUCAUACUGCUUUAUGGAAGCGAUCAAUUCAACUUCAGUAAGACUGGAUUCUUCUGGAUUGUCUGGAUAACACACUGCACAUGAAUUGAUGCUCGCAGUGUGGCAGGUAGGUUCAGUGGACGUGCACUGUAGUAUUAUCCUAUCUGUUGGUGACCAUGUGGUCACCUUUGAGUGGUGGCUAAACCCAAGCUUACAAACAACAACUGUAAAGUGUUUGUGACAUGUCUUAGAGUUCUUCUGCACUCUGGAAGAUGGGAAAAGUGUUUUAAGCUCUGGGCAGAAAGUCUUUGACUUCUUGCAGCUGUUUUCUUUUUCACAUGUGCUUUGGCUUUUCUUCCAUAAAACAGAUUUUGGAAGUUUC
Pogoniulus pusillus (Red-fronted tinkerbird) is the source of this 2673-nucleotide messenger RNA. Its product is annotated as carbohydrate sulfotransferase 5-like. Gene Ontology annotation, cellular component: Golgi membrane; trans-Golgi network. Bases 272 to 1453 code for a protein of 393 amino acids. Gene Ontology annotation, molecular function: N-acetylglucosamine 6-O-sulfotransferase activity. NCBI's taxonomy places the organism in Eukaryota, Metazoa, Chordata, Aves, Piciformes, Lybiidae. The transcript is spliced from 2 exons. Gene Ontology annotation, biological process: carbohydrate metabolic process; keratan sulfate proteoglycan biosynthetic process; N-acetylglucosamine metabolic process. The record is from RefSeq and is a predicted model, not a curated record.